This is a messenger RNA of Caenorhabditis auriculariae, 7727 nucleotides long. The record is from the annotation of a GenBank genome assembly. NCBI's taxonomy places the organism in Eukaryota, Metazoa, Nematoda, Chromadorea, Rhabditida, Rhabditidae.
AUGAUGUACGGUAGCCACAGUAACCUCCAAAAACAGAACUACUCGGCCGCCGCGAGUAGACCGCCCUUCGAGCCCGUCAACACGUCAACUGUUCGUUUUUUACAGAUUUUGUGUUUUUUCACUUAACUGACUUUACCGUUUCUUGCUCAAAAUUUAUCAAAGAUCAAUGAAUCUUCUUCGAUUUUCUUGAGUUGGACACAAAUGUUUUGAAAAAAAAUAUUCUUGUUUUCUGGGAAAUCCAUUGAGUGAAUUUUUUGAGGGAAUCGAAAAAAAAUGCGGCAUUUGGAAUGGCUCAACACUUGUUUCAACUGAUUGCAAUUGAGUUUUAUAAAAAAAAGUGAGCCAUUCCAAAUGCGGUCAUGGUUUUUAUAAUUGAUUUCAAUUAAUUUUAAGCAUAUUAAAAAUUUCAUAGAAUUGCUUAAUCAAAGUCGCGAAUUAGCAAAAUAUCUCUUAAAAGUAAGCCAAAUGAAACGGUAACUUCGUUUUCCAUCAUUAAUUUUUUUUUACCAGGUAAGGUACAUCAAAAGAGUCGAUCCGUCGUUCGAAAAGCCCUUCACGCCGAUUCCAAGGGCCCGCGGGAAGCCCGUCAAACAUUUCGACGAGAUCAUUGCUCAGGUUAGCUCAUUUUGCGGCCUGGAAAGUGCGGACAGUUGUGAUUUUGCAUUCAAAUCAUAUUUCCACACUUUCACGUUUCUUCCAACUCAUUUUUACAAUUAGGCGUCUUUAAGAAUAGUAAUUAGAACCUGACGGAGAUUAUAAAUAGAAAUAAGUUGCGCCCGACUCGCAGCGACUUGCGCCUUCAUCUCUAAAAAAUCCGUUUUAUAUGCAUUUCAUUUGGCUUACUUUUUUUCGAUGAUUUUUAUAUAUUUUUUUUUAAAAGAAAUAAAUUUCAGAAGCCCCAAAAAUACCCGAAGAUUUGACACUUUCGGCGAGAAUGCUAUUGAAACGGUUGGUUUUUUUUUUUGAAUUAAUUUUCUAAUGGUCUAUUCUGCUCUUUGGAUUUAUUAUCAAAAAAAAAUAAUAAAUCUUAGAAGUUUUAGAAGAUUUUUUGACGGAAGCAUGUUUUUCUGAACUUUUCUCCUUGGAGCAUAAUUUCAUCAUUUUUGUUUUUUGCCCUUUUGCCGAUUUUUUGAUCGAUUUUUUCAUGCUGCGUUAUUAUUUUUCGAAGCAAUUUUGUUUUUGAUCAGGACACUUUUUUUGAUUUUUUUAAAAAUCCAAAUCUUUUUGAUAAUAAUGGAAUUUUACAAAGGAAAUCAUAGAAAAUUAAAUUUUUUUCGAAUUUUUCUUAUGUGAGCGUUUUUCUUCGAGCUUUUUGGCUAUAUAAGUUAUGAUUAUUUUUUUAAGCUUCUAAAAAAAUUCUUUUUCUGUUUCAGGCUUUUUUUAAAAAGAAUAUUUCUGAUUUUUUUAAACAUUCCUGCAAAAAAAUUUCGAAUAAUUCCUUAUUAGAUUCCCUAAUUUUCUUUUGCCAAUUUUUUUUCUUAAUUUUUCAUAAAAAUUCUAUAUUUUUCGAGCUAUAAUUUCAUUAUUUCCCCUCUUCUCCAUUCGAAAAAUUCGAAAAAAAACCAAUUUUCCAUGCAAAAAAAAGCCGAAUAUUGGCAACAACGUACAAAUCGUGAUCGAUUUGCGUGUGUUCUAAGCGGAUUUUCGGCGCGCUUCGAAAAGGGGACGGAAACACGAAAUUUCAACGCAAAUAUGUGUAUGUAUGACCGUAUUUGGAAUGGGAAGAGCGGGGAUCAAAAAAAGGCGAAAUUUUUCGAGUUUACUGUUUCAAGGGGCUUAUAUGAUAAUAGUUUAGUUCAGUGUCUUGUUUUAAAAAAAAGGUAUUUAUUGAAAAAGCGAAAUUGAUUCUUGGAAGGGUUUACCGUUUCAGGGGGUUGAUAUAAUAAUAGUUUGAUUCAGUGCCAUGAUUUAACAGAGCAAUGUUUAUUGAUUAAGUGAUCAAGUAAGGGGUGUCCAGUGAAAUAAUAAUACACGGGAAAAAGUCAACCCCAACGACUUGAGUUUUCUUCAGUGUUGUAAUGAGCCUUUUGACCUCAGGGCUGAUAAAUUCUAUAAAAACUCAACCAACAUCGCGGUUUCAAAAAGUUUCCAAAAAAAGAAAUUAAUUCACUAUUAUUGAUUGUAAGGCAUGAAAGCUUCACACGAAUUUCUUCUGGUCUCACUUGGAAUGGGCGAGAUCGUGAAGCGGUCAUGUUCAACUUGCACCCGACCUAAAACGACUUUCGCUCUUAAGCAGUGUGAAGAUGCUUUGAGCCAUUCCAAGUGCGACCACGAGUUUUAGACCGAUACAAUCUAACCAAUAUAGUAAUAAAUAUAGAUGGUUUUUAUGUGAAUCGUUGAAAUAGUAAUCUCAUCUCAUUUUAUUCAAAAUUUUUUUUCGAUUUUCUGGUUUUUUCAAUUUUUUUUAUGUACUGGGAAUUUGUAGAAUAUAUUAUAACAUCGAAAAAAAGUGAAUUUUCAGAUCUACGACGAAUUCAAAUUCCUCGAUGAGCCCGACGUUCCAUCGCCGUCAAGGUCCAGUGGACAGCCAAUCCUGGAAAAAUCCUCAGAAGUUCAUAUUUUUCAAUUUUUUUCUAAAAAAAUGAGAGUUUCGAUCUCUUAUGUUACGCUCAGAACUCGAAAUACUUACGAAAAAAACUUCAAAUGGUUUUUUUUUAUUCUGGACUUUCUUGGUGUUCUAGCGGAGUGUCGUAAAGAAAAAUUCGAAUUUUCUGAUUUUUUGAACUUUCUUGUCAAUGGUUUACUUAUUAUCUCCCAAUCGAAGCUUAAAAAAACUUCAAAAUUUAUUUUUUCUAUUUGUAACUCAACUCUUGACUAGCUUGGUGUUCUAACGGAGUUUCGUAGAGGAAAAUCCAAAUUUCUCGAAUUUUACAUCUUGAUGUCGUUUUUCAGCGUCCUUUGUCACUAUUGAACUUCAAGAUCACCAAAAAAUGUCAUUCUAGACGCUCAAAUUGCCUAACCCCAUCCGCCUUGACGUACUGCUUGCUGCCGUCGGUUCAGCUACUAUUUUCCAGCGCCCUGAUCGUUUUGGCGACUCUGAGAACUCGACAGCUUGUUCAGGUUGGUUUUAAAAAGAGCUAAAACUCUGAAUUCGAAGAUUUAAUGAAGGUUUUGACAAGAAAACGAUGAGUAAUUUUAAAAAAUUUAAUAAUUUUCUUUCAGUUUCAGACGGAAAACUCGACAGUUCGACUGGUAAGCUCUGAAAAUCCAGCCGGCGUCAAUCUUUUCUCAUUGGAAGGUUCAAAUUCAUUCAAAAUUAAGAAAAAAAAUGAAUGAAUCUAGCUCAACGAAUCCUGGGACUCGAAGCAGUGUUAGGAACCUUUCUGCCGGCCAUUUUUCAAGCAGUUUCGGCUCUUUUUGGCUUCUGGCCAAUCGCACCUGGGAAAAAUAUACGAAGAGCGAUGCAGGUAAUUUUUUCGAAAAAAGUUUUCAAGAACUCAACAAUCAAUUAAAGCUAGACUUUGGUCAAAAACUUGUUUGAAAAGGUUUUUUUCUUGGUAUGAAUGCUCGAAUUAUAUCUUAAUAGUUGUAAAAAAAUACAAAACUCUAAUAAGUUAAUAAAAAUAGAAAAUUAGUCGAAAAAUUUGGAACGCUUCACGAAUUUGCGUGUCAUCCUUGCGCAGGGGCCAUGCUAAUCUUCUCUGUAUUGUUCCAAUUUUAGUAUAUGUUCUCGGAAGAACGAUUUGUGUGCAAUGCGUCGGGGUUAUAUACCCCCUCCUUUCCUUGCAACCGACCCCACGCGACUUUCCCCCCAAAACAGCGCGCCUCUCCUCCCCCUGUCCUCUCACUCCGCGCGCUCUCUCUCUUCUCUGCCGGUCUGACGGCGAGAGAUGGCGUCCUCCAAUGAAGUGUGCAUCCGAGCGCGAGCCGCUGCGGGUCGGAGGCAGCAUAAGAGGGGAUCGUCGUCAGUGGACGGCUCAUAAACUUACCUGGCUGGGAGGAUCUCGCGAUCACCAAGGCGGGAACUCCAUGGCGAGGCCUGAUCAUUGCACUUCAGAUCGGGCUGACCUGUGUGGCAGUCUCGAGUUGAGAUUCGCCAACAGCUUAAUUUUUGCGUGAGGGGUUGCGUUCGCGCGACCCCGGAAAGACUGGACAUGAAAACACCAAUCUUUGAAACUCUGGUUACUCAGGGCGAAAUUUUAAAAUUUACUUGUAAAAUCCACGACGCUCAUUAAAACUGAAAAAAAACGUUUUUCCUUAGAAAUUCACAAAAUUCGAACAUUUUCCAGACGCUCCACAUCAUCUUCACGUGCAUUUCAAUCUUCCUCUGGGUGGACACAAUCUACGACUUUUCACUGGAAAUCGUCCUCGAUUACUUGCAAAAUCCAGCCUCUGGACCACAAACGUAAUUAUAUCCAAAAAAUUCUGUAAAAUGCGGACGUUUCAGAGAAAAACUGAUAACGGACACAGUUUUACUGUUUCUGGGGUAUCUGGAAACGUUAAUUUUGCCGGCGAUCACUUUGGCCGUCGCCGCCUUCAAAUUGGGCACUUCCGAUCGAUUAAUCAAGGUUUUUUAUACAUUGCUCGAAUUUGGAAUGGCUUGAAGUUAAUUUUGAAGCCUCAGCGCGAAAGUCGGUUUUGGUCGGGUGCAAGCCAUUGCUUGUCCGCUGAAUUUUUUUAAAAGUUUCCAUUUCAGUCCAACGUCUUAUCCGUCUCUAUAUCACUUGGAUCUGUCAUUUUCGCGACUUCCACCUUGAUCGUAGCCGUUUUUGCGGCCCAAGCGAGUCUCAGUGGCCCAAGCGCCAAAUGGUUUUUUUAGCUUAUGAUUCCUGUUUCGGAUAAUUUUUUUUAUGGAGUUUUUUAUUUUUUGAUAUGUUUUCGAAGUCGAAAACUCACUAUUUUUUCAAAAGAUUGGCAUCGAUUUUUUUGAAGGUUUUUCUUCCGAGACCAUUUUUUUAUCAAUUUAUGAAAUCUUAAAAAUCAAUCUUGUAAGCUUUUUUUCUGUAGAAAUCGCAACAGAAAAUAACAAAUAUUCAUUUUUCAGGACGACAUUGAACGAGGAGCUCAACAAAUCCGGUCUUUUCGCCUACGGCCUGAAAGACGCGAUAGUUUUCGGGUUCGUCGCGAUUUCUGCGAUUUUUUCGCUCGUCGCCGCGACUCUGCGACGUCGCGGACUCGUCUUGGCGGCUACUAUUGGCCAGGGGUUCGUUAUUUUCGAAGAUAAAAAUUGGAAAAAAACCAAGCAGAGUAGCCAGAUAACAUCCAUGAAAAAAUAGCCGCCUGGUGUUCUCAAAAGUGCGCUCUAUGGCUAAAAACUGAGCUUUUUCACCUAAAUGUUUGAUUGGAAUAAAUUCUUCCUCUCACCACAUCAAACUUCGCUCCAACGAUAAUAAAGGCCCUUUUGGAUGAAAAUUCGAUUUCAUGUCCUUUACUCGGAAUUUGCGCUCCAUUGAUAAAGUUAUAGUUAUCAUUCACUAAAUUUAAUUUCCACAAUAGUAUACUGAUCACGAAAACAACGAAAUUAUAGGUCCUAAAAAAAUAAUAAUGAAUUAGUUCAUUUCCCUGCAACACAGUAUUUUUUUACUUAGCGGGAAGUUAUUCAGAAUCCAAUAAAUUGAACUAUCGUCUGAUUUCCGUAAGAAACCCAUAAAAAAAAAGAAAAAAAAAAUCAACUUUUGACAAUUUAUUGCUCAGGUUAUCGAUCGCGUUGGUGACGUCACACGUGGUGACGUCAGAACGGCUGACGUCAUUGGCGCUGAACGUACAGAUCGUUCAGCGAAUCCGACAGGACGUCCCAAUCUCCGAAUUGACGUUGGUUUUUUAAUGUCUUCGUAGCCUAGAGGAUAAAGUUCUAGUCUGUUGAAGUACAGGUCGCUGGUUCGAGUCCUCUCCCCGCCCAUUUUGUUUUUGCAGUUUUUUUUUAAAUUCCGCUAGCCUCCCUUACCAACGUUUCUCUUCAAGGCUUACAUUAUAGCCUAAUGGCUAAAGCGCUUGACUAAAAAAGUAUAGGUCGCUGGUUCGAGUUCUCUCCCCGCCUAUUUCGUUUUUUGCUGUUUUUGCAAAAUGUGUUUUCACUAGCCUACCUUACCAACGUUUCUCUUCAAGGCUUAGAUUAUAGUCUAGUGGCUAAAGAGCUAGACUUUAAAAGUAUAGGUCGCUGGUUCAAGUCCUCUCCUCGCCUAUUUUGUUUUUUGCUCUUUUUUUCUUAGUUCCGCUAGCCUACUUUGCCAUCUUUCCUGUUCAAGAAGAAAAUUAUAACCUAUUGCGGAAAACUCUAGUGGCCAUUUAAGGGGUUCUUCUUCAAGGACCACGUGGAGAGGGCACUAAAGUGACCACUACAACCGCCUCUCUAGAAGCCACUAUUUUUUGUCUUAGGGCUCACAAUAGUAGUUUGAGUAACUUCUGAAGAGACCACCAAUUUUACCCCUUUAGUGACCACUUUAUCGACCACUAAAGCAACCACUAGAGCAUCAAAACCCUAAAGUGGCCUCUAAAAAUGUUCCAGAGACUCAUCUUCAUUUUUUUUCCAGUCUGAUCCUUCUGAGCGGCUGCUGCGCGACCACAUGCGCUCUACUGACAAUCCAACUGGCAGUUUUUCGUCGCGGCGAUUUUUUCGCGCGAACAAAAUCGCCGACCUACGUUGCAGAUUCAGUUCAAAGGACACAGUGUUGAGGACAACUUUUCGACUGGUUUUUUUUCGCUCAAUUCUUUUUCAGUUUGUUUUUUGUGAAGAAAAAGGUUUUUUUUAAGGUUCCGUUGAACAUGAAAAAAAAGGAAAUGUCGGAAAGAAGGGAGUUUUCUAUCGAGAAACAUGAUUAAUGCAGAAGAAAACAUUUUGAAAACAGUUAUAAAAUGAAAAAUCAGUCGCAUUUGGAACGACCCAGAGCAAGAAAAAUUCAAAAAUUUGCCUUUGAACUCCAAAAAACCUCCUGAAAGUUUUCUUUUUUAACAUCAUCCCAUUGAUCUUCUCCAUUAAAAACAAAUUUCUUCGAAAAAAAGUCUUAUUUAUUAUCAGGAAGAUUUUUGACUUGCAUAAAACAGUCUUACAAGUUCUUUCAAUAGCAGGAAGAAUCUCAGAACUUUGGCUAUAAGGAAAAAAAUUUCCUAUUUCAUUCAAAAAUGCUCUCAAAUCUGAUUAAAAACUAUAAGUUUCCCUGAAAUUUUCACCUCGAAACAUAAAUUUUAAGCUUCAUUCAUUUAUUGAAAGUAUUAUGAAGUUCCCCGAUUUUCACAACCAAUAUGGACUCAAAAUUUUGAACAAAAAACGAUUUUAUAUUGAAUUUCGUGAACUUUGAUAUGAAUUACUUUUUGAAUUUUAUAAAGAUGAGAGAAGGAUUAUGAGUAAAACUUUCGAAAGCAGAAGAUCUAAUUAAAAACGAAGGAAACGUAUGUCAUUUAGCUUCCACGAGUCUCAUUCCAUCUUCUCGUCAAAUUUUGGCGAUUAUUCCUUCUUUCAAUCUUUGUUUUUACCUUUUUUGUUAGAAAAUAUGACAGAAAAGGAUUUUUCACACCGGAAACUGUAGAAAACGUGCGUCAAACCAAUUUUUUCCACCUCAAAUCGUGCAAAUUACUACCUUUCGUCUCAAAAACCUACUCGGAUUGCUUAAAAACACUUCCAAAUUCUUUCAAAAGCAAAAAGAAGUAGUUAGAAAAAUGGCAAAAAGAAGGAAGGUCCCGGGGAGAUUUGAACUCCCGUCGCAGGAUUCAGAGUCCUGAGUGCUAACCGCUACACCACGGGACCGGCGACGGUGAUGAGCGAUCGCCGGUCACUUAUCACCUGCUGCUGA